GUCGAACAUUGAAUAUUUGUCUAUAAAAUGGAGAGAGAAGCGAAAAGGCUCAUAAAGCGCUGUAAACUGAACACUAAGAACAUGAUUCAGCCUCCGUUACUAGCGGAACUAAUCGCCACCCAACUGACUGAGGAGUUGAUGGACAAAUUCAAGGUCAAUCAAAUGAAACGGCAGCAGUUGCGGGACUUUCAAACUGAGUUUACGAAAAAUACGAAACUUAAGGAGUUCAAGCACCGCUUGGUGCCUCUGUAUCCAGGAGUACCCCAUUUCGACGAUUCCCACAAAAAAAUUCGUGGAUUUGCCAACCUGGGCCCUACCACGGAGAUGUCAUUAUUUCAGGAAUCGGCUAUCAAAAAAAGGAUAUGUGCGAGAGGACUCGAAACGAAGUAUACGUCUUCCAUCGAUAGAAUAAUGUCAGAAACUCGUGAUGAAUUUAUCAGGAUAACUCAUGACGCCGGGGUCAAUUUAAAAACGAAACCACUAGAUCUUUGCAGUGAACGAUUUCGGCCAGCACCUUACAAGUAUAUGGGCAAAACGGAAAACUACCCAGUAUACCUCUGGCUUCGCAAAGAAUUUCAAAAUAAAUACAUGUUGCACCAACCGCUUGUUCACCGAGUUGUUCAAGAAUGCUGUAUGCUACCAGACACAUUGUUCAAUAUAGGGGUUUUGAGAAACAAACCUUACGAUAUUAAAGAACUAGAUGACACUUUCGGACACUUUGUUGCAGACGCCGAAAAUAUUCUUCGAAAAUUCUACUACAGAGUUUCUGAGAUGGUUGAAGAAGAUGAUACAAAGUUGGAACCGUUAGCUUAUCAGCGACUAUUGCGAGUGUGUACUGGUCUACUUUCAGUGUAUAUGGGCAAGGCAAUAGAGCAUACCAUCGACCACAUCGUCGAAGUGACUGGGUCAGAAACACUGGUGCCUUACUUGAAAUUGUCUCUAAAAUACAGCGAAAACUUAGUUCUUCAUCCCAACGAACAAGACGUUAAUUUGAUUUACUCAUUGUUCAUAAUAAAUCUCAUUGACAUCGGACAGAAAUUCAACGUUCUGGAAAUGCUUCGGAUCAAAGAUUAUCCUGAAACAUUCAUUCACGCCAAUAUAACUGACGAAUAUGUUUCUGAAUCACUAGAAAAACUGAUGGAAAAUAUAAUGACGAUGUUUAUCCCUGUAGAGGAGUACCUCAGCAACUUGGACGAAGAUUUUAAAGAGAUAUAUCAAACCAUCAGUCUCACUAGCUGUGGACCUAGUGCUUUCGAUAAUGGCUGCCUUCAAAUAGAGCACUAUCAGGAUUACAUCAGCAAGGCUAGCUCUAUGUUGAGCAGUGAGUAUUUUGCUAUCGGACAGCUAAUUUUGUCGGAAUAUGUACUUUCCAUGAAGGAAUCGCUGUCGGUUAUCAUAGAGGAAAUAUUCACUAAGUUGUGCGAUAUUCAUAUUCAGGAGAAUGAGAAUAUUUGCGAAUGUUUUGAGAAAGUUAAGGAGGAAGCUAUGCAUAAGCCUGCCACUAGCGAGGAACUGAUUGAGCAGGGUAAAUAUAUGAUAUGGAUCAGAACUGUUCACCUCCAAAAUCUCCGUGAAAGGAUCCAACAAAUGCUGUACGAUUUAACUCGCCUUAUAGAAUAUGGCACGGUGCUACAAGAUCAUAUGGAUUUGAAUACAAAAACUGUCCAUUGGUUAACGGAUAUUGAUGCUGCUCUUGAUUACAAUGCUAGUAUGUACGAACAACUCAAGUUUGAGUAUGAAGAAAAAUUGCAGAAAACCAUCGCCCAUGUUAAUGGAUCAAUCGUCAUUUUGGUUCCUUUGUUGGGUGUUUUGGAUGACAUGGAUGAUUUCUCUAGGGCAAGAGAAUAUGUAAAUCAAAUCAAACCUUACAUGGUAGAGCUCAGAGAACUCCGAAGAGCUAUAACGUGGAUAAACCAAGAACAACGCUGUCUCGGUUUCAAUGUUACGCCUUUCAAGAACGUGGAAGAUGUUGAAAAUUAUUUGUACCCUUUCUUCCAUUUGUUGAAAGUUUGCUUGAAUAUACAGAGACACAGAGACGUUUGGCUUGACGGCCAGUUUGAGUUUUUGAAUUUCGAUGAGACCGAAGGAAUAGUUGAGGAAUAUAUGAAGGACUUGCUGAAGAUACAGAAGACAUAUCGAAUUAAAUUGAGACAAGCUCAAGCGGAAAAUAGUCCACUUCGCUUUUUUGGAACUGUCGAUGAUCCUGAUUUAUUCAGUUGGCCAUCUCCUCUGAAAUUGACUGCUCUUGCUAUUCAAACACUUAAAGAUUUCAGGCCGGCUAUGACAAUCAUGAGAAUAAUGUGUAAUGAUGCACUUAUGAAGAGACAUUGGAAAGACAUGUCAGCGAUUGCUGGAUUUGAUUUGACUCCCAAUGCUGGCUCUUCUUUGAAGAAACUCACUAAGAUGGGCCUUGAGGCAGAUCUUGACAAAUAUGAUGUCAUAAGUUCAGGAGCAACGAAAGAGAGAGAAUUAUUAAGAAACCUCACUAAAAUGCAAGGCGAGUGGACCGACAUCCUUUUCAAAACUGGCCUUUUCAAAGAGACCGGCAUAACUAUUUUAACCGCUCUGGAUGAUAUUCAAGUUGUUCUUGACGAUCAUAUUCUGAAAGCUCUCACGAUGAGGGGUUCGAUUUUCGUAAAGCCCUACGAAACGGAAGUACGUGGAUUUUACAAUAAAUUAGUCAGGAUAAACAAAACUCUGGAGGAAUGGGGAAAAGUUCAAAGCCAGUGGUUGUAUCUGUUGCCAAUAUUUUCAUCAAAAGAUAUUGUUGCUCAGAUGCCUGAAGAGGGAAACCUUUUCAAAGAGGUGAACGAUACCUACAAAAGAUACAUUGAUGUGGUUGUCAGAGAUCCGAGAGUUUUCGAAAUCGCUGGAGCAUCAGGCGUUCUGGAAACGAUGGAACAUUGCGUUGAAUUAUUGGAAAAAAUCAACGAUGGCGUUACCAGUUAUUUGGAGAAGAAAAGAUUAUUUUUUCCACGAUUUUUCUUUUUAUCCAACGACGAGAUGUUAGAGAUACUAUCUGAAACGAAAGAUCCACUCAGAGUUCAGCCGCACUUGAAGAAGUGCUUUGAAGCUAUCAAUUUACUGAAUUUCAAUGAGAAGUUAGAGAUUUUGGCCAUGUUCAGUCAGGAAGGGGAAAAGGUUAAUUUCAGGAGUAUGGUUAAUACCAAAGAGGCUGGAGGAAGUGUUGAAAAAUGGUUGAUUCAGGUUGAAGAUCAGAUGGUUAUAUCUGUAAGAGAUCAGAUUCUUAAAAGUUUCAAAAGCUACUUGGUAACGUCAAGAAAUCAGUGGGUUCAAAAAUGGCCUGGCCAAGUAGUGCUGUGCGUAUCCCAAAUGCAUUGGACUCAUAAUGUUCACUUGGCAUUGAAUAGAGAAGACGGGAUGACACUGCACAUUCUGUUCGAUACAUUGAGGACACAGCUUCAAGAUAUUGUUGGUUUGAUUAGAGAUCCAACUUUGACGAAUCUAUCAAGAAUAACCAUUAAAGCUUUGAUUGUAAUUGAUGUUCAUGCCAAAGAUGUGGUAGAAGAGUUGCUUUCAAAAAAAGUAGGUAGUGAUAAAGAAUUCAAGUGGCUUUCUCAGAUGAGAUACUACCUGGAAGAUGAUGAAGCUCUUGUCAGGCUGAUAAAUGCGACCGUCAAAUAUGCUUACGAAUAUUUGGUUUAUGAUUUGGAUUUCAACAGAAUCGACAUCGAGGUGCUUUCCGUAGUAGCCCAACAGAUACUUUCAAUAGUCCAAGCCGUGAGGGCCCAUGCGGUGAAAUUCAACUUCGAAGGAACAGAAAUAUCACUCAACCCCGCCUGCUAUGUUUGUAUCACCAUGAAUCCGGGAUACGCCGGUAGAAGCGAGUUGCCUGAUAACUUGAAAGUACUCUUUAGGACCGUCGCCAUGAUGGUACCGGAUUACGCCAUGAUAGGAGAAAUUUCCUUAUAUUCGUAUGGGUUUGUCGAUGCCAGAAAUUUGUCUGUCAAGAUUGUCACAGUUUACAGACUUUGCUCAGAGCAGCUUUCGUCUCAGAAUCAUUACGAUUACGGAAUGCGGGCGGUCAAGUCUGUUCUGUCUGCUGCUGGAAACAAUAAAAGAAAAUACCCUAAUGAAGACGAGGAUAUUCUCCUGCUUCGCGCUAUUUUGGAUGUUAACCUUCCCAAAUUUCUGAAUCAUGACCUACCUUUAUUUGAUGGAAUUAUUAGCGAUUUGUUUCCUGGGGUAGUUUUGCCUCAAGCAGAUUAUACAAACUUGACGGAAGCCAUGAUCAUAUGUAGCGAGAAAAGGAAAUUGCAACCCAAAGACUCUUUCCUUGUCAAAAUUAUCCAGACGUACGAAAUGAUGAUAGUUAGACAUGGGUUCAUGUUGGUGGGAUAUCCUUUUGCCGGAAAAACUUCAACUUUGAAAGUUUUAGCUGAUAUUUUGACACUGAUGAACAAAAAAGGACUUGGUGAAGAGAAAGUUCAAUACCUGAUCCUAAAUCCUAAGGCGAUAACAAUGGGUCAACUUUACGGUCAGUUCGAUCCAAUUUCUUACGAGUGGUUCGACGGAGUUGUAGCGACUGGUUUCAGAAACUUCGCUACUGAUCCUUGUCCUGAUAGGAAAUGGAUUAUUUUUGAUGGACCGGUUGAUGCGGUGUGGAUAGAAAAUAUGAAUAGCGUUCUGGAUGACAAUAAGAAGUUGUGUUUGAUGUCUGGUGAAGUUAUGUCAAUGACUAACUCUAUGUCGCUUAUAUUCGAGGUUAUGGACUUGGAGCAAGCAUCUCCAGCAACUGUAUCGAGAUGUGGUAUGGUGUACAUGGAACCAGCCACUCUUGGUUGGUUACCCUUCAUUCAGUCUUGGAUUCCAACUUGCAAUCCUCUCUGGUGUGGCGAAAGAAAAGAAUACAUCUUAGAUCUGAUCAACUGGGUGAUACCACCUAGCCUCAUAUUCAUCCGAAAGAAUUGUGUGCAGUACUGCACUCCGGGCGAAAUAAGUUUGGUGAAGAACAUGAUGAAUAUGAUCGAGAUGCUUUUAGACGAUGCCUGUGCAGGAAGUACUAAAAAAGAAGAAGAAGCGAAAUAUAUGGAAGUAUGGAUUCAAGCUACGUUUCUUCAAGCUGGUGUAUGGGGACUUGGGUCUAUUCUCGACACGGACUCUAGGGAAAAAUUCGACGACUUCUACAAGCAGCUGUGGAAAGGUCUUCUGGAAGAUUUUCCUUACCCUGAAUCCUUGGAGAAACUUGAAGUUAGUAUUCCGACGGAAGGACUCUUGUUCGAUUACGCAUACAAUUACAAGAUGAAGGGUAAUUGGAAAUUUUGGCCGGAAUUGGUCAGAAAUGAAAGGGUAGACGAAUGUAAAAAUAUUCUUCAAGCUCUUAUACCAACAGUGGACACAGCCAGAUAUAUGGCUUUAGUAGACAUGCAUAUCCGAUACAAUAAACCUAUACUUCUGAUGGGACCUACCGGAACAGGGAAAAGUUUCUACAUCCAAGACUUAUUGAUGAAUCAACUGGAUCAAGAGAAAUACGAGCCAGCUUUCAUCACUUUCACUGUUCAAAUCUCAGCAAACCAGACUCAAGAUCUUGUCAUUUCGAAGUUGAAUAAGAGGAAACGGAAUCAUUAUGGGCCCCCUAAAGGAAAAACUACUAUUUUGUUCAUAGACGACGUGAACAUGCCACUGAAGGAACAGUAUGGAGCGCAGCCUCCAAUUGAGCUUCUGAGACAGUAUUUUGAUCACAAGAAUUG
Molecule: messenger RNA, 5711 nt
Organism: Leptinotarsa decemlineata (Colorado potato beetle)
Lineage: Eukaryota; Metazoa; Arthropoda; Insecta; Coleoptera; Chrysomelidae
Gene: Dhc62B
Product: Dynein heavy chain at 62B
Biological process (GO): microtubule-based movement
Cellular component (GO): dynein complex
Molecular function (GO): dynein intermediate chain binding; dynein light intermediate chain binding; ATP binding
Source: RefSeq, a predicted model, not a curated record